This is a messenger RNA of Ctenopharyngodon idella (grass carp), 2345 nucleotides long. RefSeq lists its product as uncharacterized. NCBI's taxonomy places the organism in Eukaryota, Metazoa, Chordata, Actinopteri, Cypriniformes, Xenocyprididae. Bases 186 to 1952 code for a protein of 588 amino acids. Gene Ontology annotation, molecular function: GTP binding. The transcript is spliced from 2 exons. The record is from RefSeq and is a predicted model, not a curated record.
AUUUUUUUGUUAUUUUGUGGGGAAGGGCAGCAGGAAGGGCAGCAGUUGGGCACUAUAAAAACCAACGCAGAAACUUUCUGCAGCUGCAGAUGAAAAGGAGACUCAAGAGGAAACCAAAAUAACAGUGGAAAAAAGCCAGAAGACAAAUAGACUUUUGCCAGUCUGCUGUUAACAACAAUCAAAAAAUGUCAAGAGAAAGCACAAGAAGCAAAAACAUGGGAAAAGACCACAGCGAUGGAAAGGGCUCAAGUGUUGCACAUAAUAUAAAGAACAACUGGAGCAUAAAAAUAGCCGAUGGAAGCAAUGAAAACCUGCCCAUGUUUAAACUCAACCUGGAAGAAACAUGGCAGAACAAUGAUGAAUUCUGCAGAAGAAGCACGUUUGGGAAGAACGUCACAAAACAGAACAAGACCAUCAUGAUGAUCGGAGCCACAGGUGCAGGAAAAACCACCCUAAUAAACAGCAUGAUCAACUACAUUCUGGGAGUGGAAUGGAAAGACGACUUCCGGUUUGUGCUGAUAGAUGAAGGGAAGCAGAAAUCCCAGGCUGAAAGUCAGACUUCAGAGAUCACGGCAUAUCAGAUCAAUCACAUGGAUGGUUUCAAGAUUCCACAUUCUCUGACCAUAGUGGACACACCAGGCUUCGGUGAUACCAGAGGAAUCUCACAUGACCAGAAGAUCACAAAGCAGAUUCAGGAGUUCUUCUCUAAUCCAGGAGGGAUCGACAGCAUUGAUGCCGUGUGUUUUGUAGUACAGGCUUCACUUGCCCGUCUGACGCACACACAGAAAUACAUCUUUGACUCCAUUCUUUCCAUAUUUGGGAAGGACAUUGCUGAAAACAUCCUUGUGCUGGUCACCUUUGCAGAUGGGAAAACACCUCCUGUUCUCGAGGCCAUCAAAGUCUCUGAGGUGUCCUGUGCUACCAAUGAGUCUGGAGAGCCUCUUCACUUCAAGUUCAACAACUCUGCUGUGUUUGCCAUCAAUAAAUCUGCAGAGGAUGAGGACUCUGACUGUGACAACUUUGACCAAAUGUUCUGGAAGAUGGGAUUUUCCAGCAUGAGAAAAUUCUUCACAUCCCUUAACACGAUGGAAACCAAGAGCUUGACUCUGACACGGGAGGUCCUAAAAGAGCGACAUCAGAUAGAAGUGCUUGUGGAACGUCUCCAGCCUCAAAUCAAUGCUGGUCUGACAAAACUGGAUGAAAUCAGGAAGACAAGAGCAGCUCUGGAGCAGCACAAGGCUGAGAUGGAUGCAAACAAAGAUUUUGAAUAUGAAGUAGAAGUAACUGUCCCAGACAAAAUCGAAAACAAAACUGGUUACUACCUAUCCAACUGCCAGCAGUGUCACUUCACAUGUCAUAAAACAUGCGGAAUUGCAAAUGACAGUGAAAGAUAUGCGUGCUGGGCCAUGACAGAUGGAAAGUGUAGGGUCUGUCCAGGAAAGUGUGCUUGGGAUGUGCACUUCAAUCAGAAAUACAGAUGGGAUUAUGUCACAGAAAAGAGAAAGCAAACCUAUCAGGAUUUAAAAAAGCGAUUUGAGGAUGCACAUGGACAGGUCAUGUCAAAAGAAAAGAUCUUUGAAGAACUUGAAAAUGAGCUCGAGGAAGUCCAGGAUAUUGUGACUGGACUAAUUGAAGAAUCUCAAAAUUCUUUGGAGCGACUGCAGGAAAUCGCCCUCAAGCCCAAUCCUCUGUCCACCCCUGACUACAUCGAUCUGAUGAUUGAGUCUGAGAAACAAGAAGCCAAGUCUGGAUAUAAAGAUCGCAUUCAGUCUUUGAUGGACGUCAGGAAGAAGGCAGAGAUCAUCAGUAAAGUUUCCACAGGAGAAGUGCUUCCGGAGGACUGGAAAACAUACAAACCUGCAACAAGAAAACAAUCAUCCUAUAAUCCAAAAGUCUUUUUCAGUAAUGCUAUAAAUUAUGUUAAAGAAAAAGCACGCACUGUAUUUGAGUAAAACUUUGACCUUUUAUCUGCUCUUACCACAGCUAUAAACAAGUACAUUUGGUUUUGUGCUAAGAUGCUCUGCGUGCAUUUUUAUUAUACUUAAAAAUACUUGAGCUUAAAAAUGGUCUUCAUCUUCAUUCUUUGUAUGAUGUAUGAUACAUAACUGCAUGAUUCUGCCAAACAGCCUGUUACAUGAAAAAAAGUGAAAAUCAUCUAAAACUGAUUUAUAUUAUAUUGAAUGAACUGAAUAUGUAAUGUAUCACAAAUGAGCAGAUUGUAUCAUAAUGUUGUUUUGGGAUGAUGUAAUUUAUACUAGUCAUUCAUUUUGCAUGAAUAAAAAAAAGCAAGCAAGUUAAGAAUCUAAGCAUUGUGUGUUGCCAAUAAAUGCAUUUAAAAUGUAAAA